Molecule: messenger RNA, 6289 nt
Organism: Platichthys flesus (European flounder)
Lineage: Eukaryota; Metazoa; Chordata; Actinopteri; Pleuronectiformes; Pleuronectidae
Gene: nr3c2
Product: nuclear receptor subfamily 3, group C, member 2
Exons: 9
Coding region: 1128-4097 (989 amino acids)
Biological process (GO): regulation of DNA-templated transcription
Molecular function (GO): sequence-specific DNA binding; DNA-binding transcription factor activity; zinc ion binding
Source: RefSeq, a predicted model, not a curated record
CCUCGGGCGCACGGUCCCUCAGCUCGACACUUCGCAUCCUCCUCCGUGUCUAUUUGCAGCGGAAGAGAAACGCGAUAACUUUCGACCCGGGAUCGGCUCCACGGUCAAAACUUUGUGCACACCGGGUGGUUCACGCACACACGAUGAAUACGCACGACAGUUUUAUUUCCCCCCAAAAAAAAAGAACCCGUCAUUUGUCUGCGCACCUGUGAUGUGCGGAGAGAUCCCAGUGCGGCCAGUUCGUUAAACAAAACACCAAUUCAACUGUGUACUAAACCGCAAGUGCUUUGAUUUGCACCCGGAAACAAUAUUACUUCCAACUACAGCUUUAUUAUAGCAGUUUUUUAGUUUUUAGUUUUUUAUAUUCUGCGCAACGCAAAAUGGAGAGAGAUGCGGAGAUGGUGUCCAGACGGAGGCAGGACAAUCCCGACCCGGAGCUGCAGGAGGAACCGAGCUUUUUUUUUUUUUUAAAUGUAAUCAUCAUGUAAUAUCGAAGCGUGUGCACGUGCGCAGGCCCUGUGUGCUAUUUGACUAGUGCGUAACUUUAAACGCAGAUGUCUCAGGAGGAGAGAGAAACACAAACAAACAGUGGGACAGGGAUCUCGAAGCAGAACGCCUUAUCGCCACACUUGCUUCUGUCAACGGUGAUAAUUAGCGGGUGUGUAUAUGUUUGAUCUUCCCCGUGCACGUGCCGGGGGCUGCUCCAGCCGCUAAAACAAUAUUUCAACUUAUGUCGCAGCUACGUUGAGGCUGCAAGAGCAAUAACUAUUGAGCGACAGCUGGCGGACCAAUCCGCGCGUGGCCUGGUGGAGCCUGCUGGAUUUCUGGCUCGGCCGGCCAAUGGGAGCGCGGCAGAGGGUGGGAGUUUAACGCAAUAACACAACGAGAGAGAAAAAAAAAGAGAAAAAGUCGACGUCACGCAGAUCCAUUAACUCUUACUGUGCGUUUUCUCUCAAGUUGUCACUGUACGUCCCCUGUGGAGCAAGCAGCAGCCGCUUCACUUCAGAGAGAGAGAGAGAGAGGAGAUACUGUACUGGACUUUUUAAUAAGAGAAUAACUAAUUUAACAUUCUGGUGUCAGUUUUUGUUUGGUCUUGUAUUCUUAAGAGGUGAAUCAAUGAGCCAGCAAUGGAGACCAAAAGAUACCAAAGUUUCUUUGAUGGAAGCGACACAGAGAACAGAUGGUCUCACGUCCCCGGCACCAUGGAGUACUGCUGCAGCACAGAAGAUUUGAGUCUGCCCAGCACUGAUAUCCUGAUGGACAUAGUCAACGUCAGCUGCCCGGCUGGAGGUGCAGCCGCCGACUGCAAGGACAACAACACAAAGAAGCAGGAGCAGCCAAUGCUGCGGCUCAGCCAGAACCAGCCAUUUGUUCUCCCCCAUUUCAACAACUCUCUCCACGGCCAUAAGCAGGAAAUGGACUCCAAGGAGCUUUCCAAGACUGUGGCCGAGUCCAUGGGUCUGUACAUGAACGCUGCCAGGGAGGCCGACUUUGCUUUCAGUCAGCAUGGGGCCAGUACCAGCCCUGGGAAGAUGUACCCAGUGUGUGGACGGCCUCUGGAUGAGACCCAGAGUGGUGCCACCAAGAGCCCCAAGGUAAAGCCGUUUGGUUUUCAGCAGUCCAACGCCACUCCCAGAGAGUGCAGCACUGGGACUCCUGUGAGCUCGGCGUCCAUGCUGGUCUCAUCCCUGUCCUGCAGCCCCCAGACCCCCGGCUCCAUCUCCAGCCCGGGGGGCAGCAACAACAUGGUGUCAUCAACCACCAGUCCUCCUGUGUGCUUCGGAGCAGCGUGUUCAUCCGUCGGCAGUCCUGUCAGCCAGACCUCCUGUGCUGCAACGCUGGCCAACAUCAAGCGUAGGAACUCAGCCACAUGUAGCCCAGUGGAGUCCACCACUGUGGGCUCACCACCACUCACCAGCCCACUUAACGUCAUGAGGUCUCCCAUGUCCAGCCCCCAGAGUAUGAGCAGCGUGAGAUCGCCUCCGUCCUGCAGCACCACGUGUAACAUCCGCUCGUCCGUCUCGAGCCCCACAGGUGGCAGCUGCACCAGCACUGCCAACACCUGCAACACAGCACGGCCUUCCAUCUCCAGUCCAGCCACCGGGAGCACUAUGGCUGUCGGCAGCCCACAGAACCCCUCCUCCGGUGGGUUUUCCAUGUCCAGUCCUGCGGGUGGACUGGGUUUGGUACAGAACGACACCAACAGCCCAGAAGACACACCUCUGACCAGAGACUCAGACUUCAAGAACUUUGAGUUCCCCAAAGUGGAGAUGGCUGACGGGGAGGUGUUCAACGUGGGCCUGGACCAGAUGGGCAUGGUUAAGUACAUUAAGAACGAGCCCGGGACUGACUUCAGGAGCAUGUGCUUAGGCAGCUCUAAAUGUAAUGUGAGUAGCACACCCUUUAUCACACAGAUUAAGAAUGAGCCAAACAAAAACGAGGGAUGUAUGAAUCCACAGCCGUAUGGCGAGCACUCACCGUCUCUUGGACUCUACUCCGCGUCUGAGACCACCUAUUUGUCCCUGAGGAAUAACAUUGAUGAAUACAGUCUUUCUGGUAUCUUAGGACCCCCUGUCGCUAUGAAUGGGAACUAUGAGUCCGAUGUGUUCUCCAACAAUGUCCUGUCUAAAGGGGUUAAGCAGGAGCCUGCUGAUGGCAGCUAUUACCAAGAGAAUAACAGCAUGCCCACAUCGGCCAUUGUUGGAGUUAAUUCCGGUGGACACUCAUUCCACUACCAGAUUGGAGCCCAAGGAACAAUGUCCUUCACGCGGCACGAUGUGAGGGACCAGUCCAACCCUUUGUUGAGCCUAAUUUCGCCCGUAACGGCGUUAAUGGAGUCGUGGAAAUCUCGGCCAGGCAUGUCAGGCCGAGGCGAAGGAUACCCAGGUCCAAACUGCAUCACAGACAACAUGUCAAGUUCGCCGCUGAGGCAGCCGUCCUCCACGGUCAAAGUGUGCCUGGUGUGCGGGGACGAGGCGUCGGGAUGCCACUACGGCGUGGUCACGUGCGGCAGCUGCAAAGUCUUCUUCAAGAGGGCAGUGGAAGGUCAGCACAACUACCUGUGCGCCGGCAGGAACGACUGCAUCAUCGACAAGAUCCGGAGGAAAAACUGUCCGGCGUGCCGCGUACGGAAGUGUCUCCAGGCCGGGAUGAACCUCGGAGCACGAAAGUCCAAAAAGUUGGGGAAGCUGAAGGGAGUCAGCGAGGACCUGCCGGGCUCCAAGGACGGCCAAACGGCCACAGGUGGCGCUGGUGGCGGUUACCUGUCCUCAGAGAAGGAGCUGAACGCCAGCGCUGCCAACGCCCUGGUGCCCCACGGGCCCGGGGGGAUCACGCCUUUUCUGCCGCCCUCCAUCUGCAGCGUGUUGGAGCUCAUCGAGCCCGAGGAGGUGUACUCUGGCUACGACAACACACAGCCUGACACCACCGACCACCUGCUGUCCAGCCUCAACCGCCUGGCCGGGAAGCAGAUGGUGCGCAUGGUGAAGUGGGCCAAAGUACUUCCAGGUUUCCGGGGCCUGCCCAUCGAGGACCAAAUAACCCUGAUCCAGUACUCGUGGAUGUGUCUGUCCUCCUUUUGCCUCAGCUGGCGCUCGUACAAACACACCAAUGGACAGAUGCUCUACUUUGCCCCUGACCUCAUCUUUAACGAGGACCGCAUGCAGCAGUCGGCCAUGUACGACCUGUGCCUGGGCAUGAGGCAGGUGAGCCAGGAGUUCCUGCGGCUGCAGCUCAGCUACGACGAGUUCCUCUCCAUGAAGGUCCUCCUGCUCCUCAGCACAGUUCCAAAGGAGGGUCUGAAGAACCAGGCGGCGUUCGAGGAGAUGAGAGUUAAUUACAUCAAGGAGCUCCGGCGCUCGGUGGGGAAAGCAACCAACAACUCUGGCCAAACCUGGCAGCGCUUCUUCCAGCUCACCAAGCUACUGGACGCCAUGCAUGAUCUGGUGGGGAACCUGUUGGACUUCUGCUUCUACACCUUUCGCGAGUCCCGGGCGCUGAAGGUGGAGUUCCCGGAGAUGCUGGUGGAGAUCAUCAGCGACCAGAUACCAAAGGUGGAAUCGGGCCUCACUCACACAAUCUACUUCCACAAGAAGUGACUCGCUGACAAACCGUCGGGACCGAAGCGACAUUUGAGAACUGGGAGGCGGUGAGAGGAGAGAGAGGCGUGCUCCGAGGGGCCGGCGCUGUCUGGCCUGCGCCCUGUCCCCCGCUACGCCGGCGUCCUCGUCUCUCGGACUGGGAAAGUGAAGUGGCGUGGUGGUGGAAGUGGGAAAAAAGCGGGGAGAUGGAUUUUGACCGUGCACUCAACCACGUGCGGGUCGGAGCUGUGAAUAGUCGUGGAGCCAGCGUGACGAGCUGAACAGCACUUGUGACAAAGCACCCCGAAGCACCACCCGUGUGCCCCCCCCCCCCCCCCCCCCCCCCCGUCCCUGCCCCAAAGACAAUAACAGUAUUUUCUAUGGAGACGAAGCCAUACAUUUCUUAGGAUGCGCUAGAUAUAGUGACCACGUGCACACACACACACACAAACACACACACAUAGAGGGAAAUCGAUACACAUGCUGUCCACAUGCACUAAAAUCAGAUGAACGGACGAAUCUGGAGAAAAAAAGAAAAAAAAACGUUUUUGCAAAUCUUAUCUGUGGCUUAUGCAGUCUUUCACAAAUAAUAGCACUAUUUAAAAAAAAACUAAAAACAUGACAAUACUUUUUUCUCGCUUUGCAGUGGAGCAACAUGCUGCAGGACCACAGGGACAUCACGAGGAGGCACAGGAAUUAAAAAAAAACACUGUACGGCUAAAUGUCUAUUUGAAUAUAAAGUAUUCCAAGGGCUAAACAAGCGUCAUCAUCACAAGCUGAAUAAUCACACUCAACAGAACACGUCCAAGUUGGAAGCUCGAUCGGUGUCGUCACAGCCUUCAUCAACAUCCGCAUACUGAGUUUCUUUUCAAUUACAAAAAUGUAGUAAAACAAUCAAAACUAAUAUGCAAAGGUCCAAAGCUAACUCUGUUCUGAAAUGAAAAACAUGUCUCUCUCUCUCUCUCUCUUUGUAUAAGGAAAAGCGUGCACGUGAGGCUCCCAUGUCAUGAAAUCACUAUUUUUGGCAUUGUGUGGAAUUAAUGCGACGUUGACGAGCAAUUUUCCCGUAGUGCAGAAAUGGCCAGGAGUGCUGCAGGACGGGGGGGAAACAUGGCCGCAUUAAAGGAAAUGAUUUUUCGGUCGAGUCCGCUGUGGUAAUGGAUUUGACUGAGGUGCAUCCAUAGUAAUUGCUGUCAUUUGUGUUAUCUCCAGAGCAGCUGUCCAAAUGUCUGUUUUUACUCGCAAUGAAGCAAAACCAGCCCUUUGUGAAUCAAGACUUAUCUACUCUUCCCAGAAAUAAUAAAAAAGCAUUUUAUAAAAGUGUGUUGCAAAAGGUUUAGUUUUUUGACAAAGCCAGUCAUUUUACAUUAAGGUGCUUCAUUUCUACAAAAAGCCAGACAAAUCAUAACAUGUACAGUAACUUGUAGAGCAGUCCCCCCCCCCCCCACCACCACCACCACUAUACGGAUGGACCCGCAGUUUAAAGACACAUACUAUGUAAAAGUUGAUAUAAUCCAAAAUGGAGCGUUACUCUACGCAGUGCUUACAGCAAACGGCUAAUGUAUCAAAACCAGGCAAACGUGUACAGGUAUUAACUUCUUAUACCCGUUCUCUUCAGCAGAUGUUGUACAGAUGUUUCCAAGUACAUGUUGAUGAAUGCUUGAUGAAGAACUGUCGGUAUAAUCACCCCCCCCCCCCCCCCCCUUUCCACUUUAGUUAGUUUCCUUUCUCUUAGCUUUGGGCCGAGUACUGCUUCUUUAGGUAUGGGGCCCAGUCAUCUGGACCAUUAACUCUUGUCUCGCACCCCACUGGUUUCUGGGUGGUUGUGGAACACUACUAUGAUGCUACUGAAAGCGAUAGAGCCGCUGGGAGGGGGGGGGGGUAUAAAAACAGUGGGUGCGUGUGUUGUUGUUUUUUUCUUUCUGUGCCCUGUGAGUGUGUAUUUACAUGCGAGUAUGGAAAGAGUGUGUGUGUGUGUGUGUGUGUGUGUGUGUGGUUUGUUUUUGUUUGUUGUUUUUCAUGGCAAGCAUGUGCAUAGUUGAUCUGCUCCUUCAGCGUGGGUAUUACGCAGUUAUGUUAUAGGAUUAGCCACAUCCUAUUUCCACAUUUAGAUUUUUGCACAGAGUGGAUACAAUGUGAAAUGAGGCAUUAAUGCAGCUACAGCAGGAAUGAUCUGUGUUGAUAAGCAACUGUGAUGAUCGGGGGGGGGG